AAGGUUAGGUUAGUCAUUCGCCAGCGCCCCGAGAACGCUGCACGCCGGACCGAUUCUCCCACGCUGUUUGGCACGGAAAUAACAUUCAGAAACUCAAAUAACCGUGACAAAUAGUGUAGUGAUUACGAUAACGGAAUAACGUUCGUACCUUUGAUAGGAGACGCUUAAUCGAUCGAUAUACAGUGAGGAAGAAAUUAAAUAAAUUUAAUAGAAAGGGCCAGCAGACUCUGUUACUUCGGAAUUGGCGCGAGAUCGGCCAUCGGCUAAGGGAGGCGUUGACGUAAUAUGGGGUGUUAUGGGCAUCAGGGUUGUCCAACGUUAACGGUAUCACGAAAACGUUCGCAUAACUUGUAACGUGAAAUCUGAAGAGUGACGAGCGUCGUUCAAACUGCGAGCAUUUAUCGGUAAAAGGCGAUUUUUCUCACCGUUAUCGGCGUUCAAAAUUGCCCGCAAAAAUCGGGCGCGUUCCACGCCAAGAAGCAACGUUCGAAAAAUAAAAUAAUAAAAAGCCGCGCGUUAACCGAAGCGACGCCGUUGCACCAUGGAUUAUAGCUCGCGCGUUCGCAACACAGGAUAAACUAAAUUAAACUCAAUUUAACAACCGGGUGUUCAUCGCUUGGAUAUUUCCACCAUAACACGACGGUUACACUGCAGUGCCAAAAUAAUAGCAGCGGCAGCAGCAACGGCUCUACUAACAAGUGUCGACCCAGUUACACGCGCGAAAAUUACGCUCAUAUGUGUAAACACGUAUGAGUUUCGAGCACGGAAAUAAUUGAGUCGAGGCGAAGGCUCGUUCGGAACGAUCGCUCCCCUCGUUUAAUGUUCGUGCUCGCGUUCACCGGUCGCCAGCAUAGCGAGAAAUAAAUACGUCGAAUUUAUGUUAAUGCUACGUUACUGUGAUAUAAUAACUCCAUCGCGCGACCUUUAAUACAAACAAGCAAUCAUUAUCAUCCAUCGUAAUCGUCGUCGCACGCUAAUUCCAAACACUAUUACCCUUGCUCAACUUUGCCCGUCAUUUGUUCGCCCUAGUGAGCUUUGAAACUUUGGACUCCAUUGAUUGGCUGUUUACUCCGUUCGGACUCCAUUGAUUGGUCUGUUUACUCCGUUCGAUCGAUCGUCGUUUGUCCAAGUAUUUGAAACUUUCGCUGUUAUUAUUCGGAGUUCCUAGUCGGAAAUAUCACGGCAGUGUGAUUCCAAGUUCAGUUAUCGUUGUGGCCAUCGCUUUCGAUGAAAUUUCAUGCGGAUAUCAGAGUGAAUUGAAUCGAUAUCGAUUUGUGACUCGUGUGAAUUGCAUUUGUGGGGGGAAAAAAAGUGAACGAUCAUAUGUGUGUUCUCCCAAACCGGAUGAUAAAUGAAUUACUAUCGGUGUAGGGUUGAGUGAACUUUUAGUGGUAAAGUUUCUUGGUUCAACAAAUCUUCGCGGACACUGUGAACUGUGAAACACGGUUUUCCGCAGGUUGACAGUGCACAUAUUUAACGAAAUGAAAUAGCGACGUCGGUUUAUCCGAAAUAUGAGGACUAAAUUCUCUCGAGGAACGAGGGCCCCGAAAUCUCAACACAAUGAAUCUCAAAACAGUCUUCUUUCUGGUGCUUCUCCUUGCUGUGGGAUCAAGGUGCAUGUGCCAAAGCGGCUACACUGGACAAAACUGCGAGAACGAAUACAUCCCCUGCGAUCCGUCGCCCUGUUACAACGGUGGAACAUGCCGGCAAAUCGACCAACACAAUUACCAGUGCAACUGUCAAGAGGGAUUUCGCGGUGAGAAAUGCGAGGAGAACAUCGACGACUGUCCAGGUAACCUUUGUCAGAACGGAGCGACGUGCAUCGAUCGGGUGAACGAAUAUUCCUGUCAGUGUCCGCCAACUUUUACGGGGACUCAGUGCGAAAUCGACGUGGACGAAUGUUCGUUGAGACCGUCCGUCUGUCACAACGGAGCGACCUGCACAAAUUCGCCGGGAAGUUAUUCCUGCAUUUGCGUUAACGGCUGGACCGGAACCGACUGCAGCAUCAACAUCGACGAUUGCGCUGGCGCCGCAUGUUUCAACGGUGCAACCUGCAUAGACCGUGUGGGAAGCUUUUACUGUCAAUGCACCUACGGAAAAACCGGAUUAUUGUGUCACCUGGACGACGCGUGCACGUCGAAUCCUUGUCACCAGGGAGCGAUAUGCGACACGAGUCCCAUCAACGGAUCUUACACAUGCUCGUGCGCCAGCGGAUACAAAGGAUUGGAUUGUUCCGAGGACAUCGACGAGUGCGAACAAGGUUCUCCGUGCGAGCACGACGGUAUAUGCGUCAACACUCCAGGAUCGUUCGCCUGCAAUUGUACGCAGGGAUUCACGGGACCGAGGUGUGAAACGAACGUCAACGAAUGCGAAUCUCAUCCCUGUCAAAACGAUGGAUCCUGUCUCGACGACCCCGGAACAUUUCGCUGCGUCUGCAUGCCUGGAUUUACCGGAACCCAGUGCGAGAUCGAUAUCGACGAAUGCGCGGCGAAUCCAUGCUUGAAUAAUGGGAUCUGCAACGACCUGAUAAACUCGUUCAAGUGCAACUGCGCGGAUGGUUUUGCCGGUAGUCGAUGUCAAAUAAAUAUCGAUGACUGCGCUUCUUCUCCUUGUCGCAACGGUGGAAUUUGUCACGAUUCCAUAGCGAAAUAUACCUGCGAAUGUCCGCCAGGAUUCACCGGGGCUUCCUGUGAAACAAACAUCAACGAUUGCCAGUCGAAUCCCUGUCACAGUGGGACAUGCAUUGACGGUGAAAACUCAUUCAGCUGCAACUGCUUUCCGGGAUUCACUGGGAAUUUGUGCGAAAUUCAAAUCGACGAGUGCGAGAGCAGCCCUUGUCAAUUUGGAGGUCGUUGCGAAGACCGCAUCAACGGGUAUCAAUGCAUUUGUAGACCAGGCACGUCGGGAACUAAUUGCGAGGUCAACGUCAACGAGUGCUACAGCAAUCCGUGUAGAAACGAAGCACAGUGCAAGGAUGGUAUAAACAGGUACACCUGCGAAUGUAUUCCUGGUUUUACCGGACAGCACUGUGAAACGGACAUCAACGAAUGCGCCAGCAAUCCCUGUGCAAAUGGGGGUCGUUGUAUCGAUUUGAUCAACGGAUUCAGAUGCGAAUGUCCGCGUGGUUAUUACGACGCGAGAUGUCUUAGCGACGUUGACGAGUGCGCGAGCAAUCCUUGCAUCCACGGUGGGACCUGCGAGGACGGUGUCAAUCAAUUCAUCUGCCACUGUCUCCCUGGGUACGGAGGCAAGAGAUGCGAGGCGGACAUCGACGAAUGUGGAUCGAAUCCGUGCCAACACGGAGGAAUAUGCAACGAUCAUUUGAACGGCUAUAGCUGCCAGUGUCUCGCUGGAUACACCGGUACAAACUGUGAAACCAACGUCGACGAUUGCGCCAACAACCCCUGUCAGAAUGGUGGAUCUUGCAUCGACCUGGUUAAUGAUUACAAAUGCGUUUGCGAAUUGCCCCACACCGGAAGAAACUGCGAAGACAAACUCGAUCCAUGCUCUCCGAACAGAUGUCUUCACGGAGCAAAAUGCUCCCCUUCGUCGAAUUUCUUGGACUUUGCGUGCACCUGCACCGUGGGAUACACCGGCCGACUCUGCGACGAGGACGUGGACGAAUGCGUGAUAACGUCACCAUGCAGAAACGGCGCAACCUGCAGAAACACGAACGGAUCUUACCACUGCGUUUGUGCCAAGGGCUACGAGGGCAGGGAUUGCAUCAUCAACACCGACGAUUGCGCUUCUUACCCCUGCCAAAACGGAGGCACAUGUUUGGACGGGAUCGGCGAUUACACCUGCUUAUGCGUAGAUGGAUUCAACGGUAAACAUUGCGAAAUAGACAUUGACGAAUGUGUUUCGGCACCCUGUCAAAAUGGUGCAAUUUGUAAGGAGUACGUGAAUUCCUACACCUGUCAAUGCAAGCUGGGCUUCUCCGGUAUAAACUGCCAAACUAAUGACGAAGACUGUACGGACAGUAGUUGCAUGAACGGUGGCAAAUGUAUCGACGGUAUAAACAAUUAUACCUGUGUAUGUCAGCCAGGGUACACCGGCACCAAUUGCCAGUACAGAAUCAACGAAUGCGACAGUUCGCCCUGUCUGAAUGGAGCUACUUGUCAUGACCAUGUACAGUAUUACACCUGCCACUGUCCGUAUGGGUACACCGGAGAUCGAUGCGAUAAAUUUGUUGACUGGUGUGCCGAUAGCCCUUGUGAAAAUCAAGCAACAUGUGUUCAACGGAAAAACAAGUAUCACUGCAACUGUUCGCCCGGUUGGACUGGAAAGGUUUGCGACGUGGAAAUGGUUUCUUGCAAGGAUGCAGCGGUAAGAAAAGGGGUGCCGGAGAAGAAUCUUUGCAACAACGGAACCUGCGAGGAUAUUGGAAACAGUCAUCGAUGUCACUGUACAGAUGGUUACACAGGCUCAUAUUGCCAGGAGGAAAUCGACGAAUGCGAAUCGGCACCUUGCCAGAACGGUGCCACAUGCAAGGACCUUGUAGGUUCAUAUCAGUGUCGUUGCAAAGCAGGCUUUCAAGGACAGAACUGCGAGCUUAAUGUCGACGAUUGUGAUCCGAACCCCUGCCAGAACGGGGGAACCUGCCAUGAUUUGAUCAACAACUUUAGCUGCUCGUGCCCUCCCGGAACUUUAGGAAUCCUCUGCGAAAUCAACGUCGAUGAUUGCGUCAUCGGUGCGUGUCACAACAAUGGUACAUGCACUGACAAGGUCGGAGGUUUCGAGUGCCGCUGUCCGCCUGGCUUUGUCGGACCUAGAUGCGAAGGCGACAUCAACGAAUGCCUAUCGAAUCCAUGCGCUAGUACGGGAACCCAAGACUGCGUCCAGUUGGUGAACAAUUACCACUGUAAUUGUAAACCGGGAUACAUGGGACGACAUUGCGAGGUCAAAGUCAACUUCUGCGAUAGUUCGCCGUGCCAAAACGGAGGUGUGUGCACCGCCAGACAAGCGGGUCACAGUUGCCUCUGUACGGUUGGUUAUUUCGGCAAAAAUUGCGAAUUUUCUGGAUCAUACUGCGAUUCCGAACCAUGCCUAAAUGGUGGGAGUUGUAGAAUCGCUGAAAGCGAUAUAGGAUAUAGAUGCCACUGCCCCCCUGGUACGACAGGAACUCAUUGCGAGAUCGACACGAAAGACGAGUGUGCGAGUAAUCCGUGUCAACAACGUGAAGCGAUAUGCGAAAAUUUGAUGGGUGAUUAUGCGUGCUAUUGUCCGCCGAAAUGGACCGGGAAGAACUGCGAAAUCUAUGAUCCGAGUUAUAGAGGUGGACUUUUUGGAAGACAAAACUCUAAUGGCAUAUUGAAAACCCUUUCACCGUAUGACCUCGACCUAGAACGCGAGAGGAAGAAGUGCAUCGACAAUCGCUGUGACGAAAAGUCCGGCAACCACCACUGCGAUGAGGAAUGCAACAGAUACGCUUGUAACUUCGACGGCAAUGACUGCUCCUUGGGUAUUAAUCCAUGGAGAAACUGUACUGCCCCAAUCAACUGCUGGGAUGUAUUCAUGAACGGAGUAUGCGACGAAGUUUGUAAUAACGCUCAAUGUCUUUUCGACGGCAGAGAUUGUGAAAAGAAGCUCGAACCUUGCAAUCCGAUCUACGAUGCUUACUGCCGUAAACAUUAUGCCAAUGGCCACUGCGAUUACGGUUGCAAUAACGAGGAGUGUAACUGGGAUGGACUUGACUGCGAGGGUGAGCCCCCGUCAUUAGCCGAGGGUGUGAUAUCCGUGGUAGUACUAAUGGACAUGCAGACCUUCCGAUCAAACAUCGUCGCCUUCUUACGAGACAUGGGACAUCAGCUGAGAACUACGCUUCGCGUAAAACAAGAUGAGCUUGGAAAUGACAUGAUAUAUCCUUGGAAAAGAGAUCGUGGUGAGCCAGGAUUACAAACUAACAUCUUUGGACGGCCUACGGCGAUCUACACGGAUAAUCAAAGCGGAGUUAUCGCCUAUCUUGAAAUCGACAACCGGAAGUGCACCGUCAUGUCUGGUGCUGUAUGCUUCCCCUCGGCUACUGAGGCAGCCGAAUACCUAGCAGCUACCGCAUCUAAACAUUCCUUGUCGAGGAACUUCCCCAUUGAACAGGUCCGCGGAGUCGUGGGGCCACAAGAACCCGCGUACGCGGAUACGCCCACAAAUUUCAAGUACGUAUUCAUCGGGAUCGUACUAGUGCUUCUCGCGGGUCUUCUGGUCGGUGUACUAGUCACUGCCCAGCGAAAACGGGCCGUCGGAGUUACGUGGUUCCCCGAAGGCUUUCUGAGAACCAACAGCGGUAGCGGACAAAGGCGCAGAUCCAGAAGACGUUGUCCCGAUGGACAGGAAAUGCGAAAUCUCAAUAAGCAACCAUCAGUUAAUUGCAUGGACCUCGACAUCGGAAACGGGCGUGCUCAGCAGUGGUCCGACGACGAGUCUGACUUGCCACCCUCUAAACGCAUGCGAGCCAUCGAACCAGGCUACGCUAGCGACCAUACGGCUAUCACCGAUUAUGAGGAAACCGAGCCAAGGAUGUGGACCCAGCAGCAUUUGGACGCUGCAGAAAUCAGGUCCAGACCCGAAGCUGGGGUUCUCACGCCGCCCAGCCUGGAACAUGGACAGGAUGUAGACGCCAGAGGACCCUGUGGGAUGACACCAUUAAUGGUUGCUGCGGUGCGCGGGGGUGGGUUGGACACUGGCGAAGAAGAAGAUGAAAACGAAGGGACAGCUGCGGUCAUAGCUGAUUUAGUUGCUCAAGGUGCUGACCUCAAUGCGACUACAGACAAGAGCGGGGAAACGUCUCUGCAUCUUGCAGCAAGAUACGCAAGAGCCGAUGCAGCAAAGCGAUUACUCGAUGCUGGAGCAGAAGCAAAUUCGCAGGAUAACACCGGUAGAACUCCGUUACACUCUGCGGUCGCGGCCGAUGCCAUGGGUGUAUUUCAAAUCCUCCUUCGGAACCGAGCUACGAAUUUGAAUGCUCGUAUGCACGAUGGAACGACUCCCUUAAUUCUGGCGGCUCGUCUCGCCACUGAAGGAAUGGUAGAAGAUCUUAUUAACGCUGACGCUGACAUAAACGCAGCAGAUAAUAGCGGAAAGACUGCACUCCAUUGGGCAGCCGCUGUUAAUAAUGUGGAUGCAGUUAACAUACUUCUCGUACACGGGGCGAACAGAGACGCCCAGGAUGACAAGGACGAGACCCCGCUUUUCCUCGCUGCCAGGGAGGGCAGCUUUGAAGCCUGCAAGGCAUUGCUCGACACAUUCGCGAAUCGGGAAAUUACCGAUCACAUGGACAGACUUCCUCGCGACGUUGCGAGUGAAAGAUUGCACCACGAUAUCGUCAGGCUACUUGACGAGCACGUUCCAAGAUCACCGCAGAUGGUGUCCGUCAUACCAAACGGCCCCCUCAUGGGUACGUACAGAGGGUCUCCGAACCAUCCGCAACUCAUCACACAUCCAACAGUCAUCGGAUCUGCGCCAAAGCAAUCAAAAUCGAAGAAGAGAACGAAGGCUGGAGCAGCGGGAAACCCGAACAGUCCAGAAUCAGAAGGAGCUGUUGCGGUCAGGCGAAAACCUUCGGUCAAGAAGCCAACGGCAAAACGUGGUGCGCAGCCCCCAAACCAGGAAAUCCCUCAGGGGGCGGAGGGAGCCGAGGGAAAUUUACCCAGCCCUUAUGACAGCGCUAGCCUGUACAGCAAUGCAUUACCACUGGUCGGCCACACGCAAACAGGGAAACAGCCGCCUUCCUACGAGGAUUGCAUCAAAGGUCAAUCAAUGCAAGGGCUACAGCAACUUGGACUGGACACUUUCACUGCCAACUAUGGGCUUCCCCCUAAUUUUCACGAUCAGUUACUAGCCCCGCAUCAGCGGCAAGCUCAGGGUAUGGUGAACACUCUUUCGCCUCCGUACAGUAAUCAAUCUCCGCCGCACUCCGUGCAAUCAAACAUGACCCUGUCACCUCAAGCGAGCUACAUGGGCUCCCCGUCCCCAGCUAAGAGCAGGCCCUCGCUUCCUACUUCACCUACUCAUAUCGCUGCCAUGCGACAAGCGACUCAUCAAAAGCAUGGCGGUAUGCCGCCGGUUGGAUUUGACUUUGAAAAUAUCCCCUAUUCCACUGGACAACAACAGAUGCAGCAGACGCAACAGCAAAUUCAACAGCAACAACAGCAGCAACAGCAACAGCAGCAGCAACAACAGCAGCAACAGCAGCAACAGCAACAGCAGAGUGCGCAGCAACAACAGCAGCAACAGCAACAACAGACCCAGCAAUAUUAUCAGUACUUGACGCCACCAUCGCACCACUCUGGACCAGACGUGACGCCGCAACAUUUGAUGCAAGCUCCAGAAAGCUUUCCUACCCCCUCUCCGGAAAGCCCUGGACACUGGUCGUCCAGCUCACCGCAUUCAAACAGCGAUUGGUCUGAGUGCAUGGCCUCCCCUAAUGCGUACGCCACCGGUGGAGCGCAACACCAAAAUAAGGGGUCCGAAGCUAUUUACAUAUGAGAAGAAUAUCCUUAGGUGCAACCGUUAUUUUAGAAGUGCGCGCAAUCCCCCAAGUGAAAACGCUGUUGAAACCAGUGACUAGAGUGAUCUGUGGAAUUGUAUGGCUAUCUUUUUGCAUACCUGACAAAAAAAAAUAGCACUGUGAUUAGCGUUAAGUAAGUUUAGCAGCAGCACUCGAAACACAAAUUUUGGGACUGCUGUGUGAAACAAAAUAUACGUAUCUGUAUAAGUAUAACACAGAUACUGUGAAGGUUAUUGAAAGAUAUUAAUCAUGAUUUGGAGGGUAAGCACGACCAUGACUAUAUAUAAGCAGAGUAGAGACUUAAAACAUACUAUGCUACUACGUACUCACACCCAUUGUGCCUCUCUAUACACUAACUAAACGAUUGACAUGAAAAUGGUUCAUAGCUAUUAUAUUUUUUAUAACGAUCACAUUAUUGUAUUUCAAAGUUCAGCUCAAUAUAAUGGUGCCUUCGACUUGCCAGAGUGAAGACCAGACAGACAAUAAUUAGGGAACACAACCUUGCUAUUACAAUAGUAUUGUAAAUAAACAAUGAGAGACCAUUUAUACUAAUAAUCAAUUCCGGUAAUUUAGUAUAAUAUAUAUAUUUUAUUUAAUAUCCAUACAAGUUGAGGGCACAGUUGCGGGUAGCAGAUUGAUAAUCUAAAAAAAAUAUGGGCUAUUCGUAUCGUACGCGAAAUUUUAUACUUUGUGUCUAAUCGUCUAGAACAUUGGACGUUUAGUGUCUUGGUUGACAGCGAUCGCCCCAUUAUUAGUAAAAUAUCAGAAUUGUGCCUUUGAUACUGUAGUUAACAAACGUAGAUAAAUUACUAAAUUAUGCAUUUGAGAAAAUGCAGUUUCCAAAUGGCCUUUAUGAUUAAUAAUUAAUAAGUAAUAUCAAUUAUUGUAAGAUACGCAAAUGAGGUAAUUGUGCAGAUAGCCGAUCGCCAGAGAAACGAUUACUGCCUUCUAACAUAAUAUUCCAUACAAACAUUCCACAUCGUUUUCUGUUGUUGCCUUUCUUCUUCAUUACUUUUUUUUUUCUAUCCUUCAUGCUUUGUCUUCCAAAUGCUUGUGUAUUGAUGAAUGUGCAUCUUGAAUAAUUAUUUAGUGAUAAUAUCUCGUGUGUCUAAGCUCAUGUUUGACGACAGUAAUUGAAUUCUCUGAUUUUUGACUACCAAAGCCAGCCGAGUUUAUGUAGCAUAUUGGUGAUAAGAUCAAGCAGCAUACAUAAUGAGUAUAUCAGAAAAUUGUUGCAACAAAAUAGAUCUAUUCAAUUAUGGGUUUGGAGGAAACCAUAAUUUAUUUGCUGAGUAUAUUCUAUAAAAAUACAUGAAAACUGUUGGAGAAGAAUCUGGUAAAAAUUACUCAGAAUAAGUUUACAUUGUCAAAAAUUGUAAAUAUUCUUUUAUCUUAUUUACUUAUAUUCUAUAAAAAUAUCUUUAUAAUUAGCUUUUCUCUCGAUUUUGUACAAACUGUUUUUACAUAUUUUUAUGAUUCAUAAGUUAGCUAGUAUCUCAUUACUAUUGUUACUUUUGUAAGAUGGUCCACAUACGAUAAUCAACUUAGUUUACAUCUUUAUUAUUCAUAAUUUUUCACGCAUUUUGUAAUUUGAUAUUGCAUCUGGUAUAGUUGCAACUAUUCAAAAUGCAAUAUUUGAUUACACAAUGGUGCUACUAGAAUCCUCCAUUCCAACCAAUCAAGUCUAAGUGAAAGCAAUUCAUUAAAUACGCCGUAUGUCACACACGCUUCAGAUCGUGGUACUUGUAGCAAAAUUACAAUGCGAUCGAAUUAGUGAACCCAACAUUAUUACCCGUCGUGUUGGGAUUCUCAAAUCGAUUAUCUAUUCCUGUCUAGUAGCAUUUAAGAAUGCCUGUAGGGUGCAUAACUCCUUGUGAUUUAUACAAAAAUUUAUACUAAUGGCCACGUUGCAUAAUUAUUGUUCGUUUACGCCGAUUAAGAGAUCUAUCUUCGAUUAAUAACGACCAGUAUCAAUUGAGUUUCUUAGAUCGUUUCGUACAUUUCAACCAUACCACGAUUACCUGUGGGACAUAUUACGUGUGACAAGGAAAGGCAGAGAAGGUGUCACUUGUUAGGCUAGCAAACCAGAACAAAAUCAAUUAAUGAACAAUUGACUUAUAGAUUAGUUUAUUUCAGUAUGAAAUAUGUAAUUCUGACUUUGCCAAACUAUUCAUACAAUAAGUGCAGGCUACAGAAAAAAGUAAUAAUCGAAAUUGAUCAAUACGUACAAUAUAUUUACGUAACUGAUCUUGUUGGACCAAUGAAAUGUGUUCAAAAUUAAAUGCCAGCUGUUCUACUUGACGCACCAUAACUCUGUGUUAAAAUAUUAGAAUAAAUAUACUAAAUAUAGUCCGCAAAUAACUAUAUAUAAGUUACAAUCCUCCCAUAAUUAUUAUAAUAGAAUUUGUUAUACCUUGUAACUUGUAAAAAGUACUGAGUUUUAUUAGUAUUAACUACUAUAUAAGUAAACUAAGAUAUUUUUGAACCUAUUA
This is a messenger RNA of Athalia rosae (coleseed sawfly), 10995 nucleotides long. RefSeq names its product neurogenic locus Notch protein (gene N). The record is from RefSeq and is a predicted model, not a curated record. Gene Ontology annotation, biological process: cell differentiation; Notch signaling pathway; regulation of developmental process. NCBI's taxonomy places the organism in Eukaryota, Metazoa, Arthropoda, Insecta, Hymenoptera, Athaliidae. Gene Ontology annotation, molecular function: calcium ion binding; protein binding. The coding region runs from base 1561 to 8481 and encodes 2306 amino acids. Gene Ontology annotation, cellular component: protein-containing complex; plasma membrane. The transcript has 11 exons.